AGAGAAAAGAGGAAGAGAACGAAGAACAAAUCUUUGGGACCUGGAUUGCGUUCUACGGUGAAUCACUCACUCUGUGUCUCUCGUUAGGGUUUUAACUGGCUUCUUUGUUUUCUAACUAAUAAUCAGUGCCGGUAAUUUAAUGGGUGAGACUGGGAAACGAUAUCGAUCACAGAGAGACCAUGAUGGGGACAGCAGAAAUCAAAAGAGGCGUGUGAAUUUCAAAGAUGAAAGGGGAAAUGAUGAAUUGAUUGUGUAUAGGAUACUCUGUCCGGAUGGAGUUAUUGGGAGUGUUAUUGGUAAGAAUGGAAAAGUGAUAAAUUCAAUAAGGCAAGAGACCAGGGCAAAAGUCAAGGUUGUGGACCCAUUUCCUGGUGUCACCGAUCGAGUUAUAACAAUUUACUGCUAUGUUAAGGACAAGGAAGAAAUUGAGGUGGAAGAUGAGUUCAAUGAUAAAAAGCCAUUAUGUGCUGCCCAAGAUGCUCUUCUCAAGGUUCAUUCUGCAAUUUCAAAUGCCAUGGGAAUUGUUGGAGAUUCUGAGAAGGAAGAAUGCCGAAUCCUUGUUCCAUCCAGCCAGAGUGCAAAUAUCAUUGGUAAGGCUGGGGCUACCAUUAAAAAAAUGAGAGUUAAGACAAGAACAAAUAUCAAGGUCAUUGCUAAGGAUACUUCUGAUUUGACACACUCAUGUGCUUUGGACUUUGACAAUUUUGUUUUGAUUACUGGUGAAUCUGAUGCAGUAAAAAGAGCAUUAUUUGCAGUUUCUUCUAUUAUGUACAAGUUCUCUCCCAAGGAGGACAUUCCUCUUGACACAACUGUACCAGACACCCCUCCUAACAUUAUCAUUCCUUCUGAAGUUCCAAUUUUUCCAUCUGGUGGACUAUAUCCACUUUCAGAUCCAAUUAUCCAACCUAGAUCCGUUCCUCAAAUUAUAGACACUACCAAUGUACAGGAUUUGCAAGGUUAUGCUGAUACAGGAAAUACAUGGUCUCUGUACUCAUCUGCACUUCCAGUAGUUUCCAGUCUUGAUGCUUCCAAAUCUGACGAGUUAAUUGUAAGAAUGUUGUGCCCCUCUGACAAGAUUGGGUGUGUCAUUGGGAAGGGAGGUGGGACUGUUAAAAGUAUGAGGCAGGCUAGUGGUGCUCGUAUUGAGGUUGAUGAUUCUAAGGCUCAUCAUGAUGAGUGCUUAAUCACUAUAACUGCAACAGAGUCGUCAAAUGAUCUGAAAUCCAUAGCUGUUGAAGCCAUGCUACUACUGCAAGGGAAGAUAAAUGAUGAACAUGAUACCAUAGUUUCAAUUCGGCUCCUAAUUCCAUCCAAAGUGAUAGGGUGUAUUAUAGGGAAAAGUGGUUCAAUCAUAAAUGAAAUUCGUAGGAGAACUAAGGCUGAUGUUCAAAUCUCAAGAAGUGAUAAGCCUAAAUGUGCAGAUGCAAAUGAUGAACUCGUUGAGGUGGUUGGAGGAGUUGAUUGUGUGAGAGAUGCACUAAUCCAGAUUGUAUUAAGACUAAGAGAUGAUGUAUUGACAGAAAAAGACAUUGGUCAUAAUCCUCCUAUAUUUUCUGAAUCCUUGUACUUGAAUGGUUCCAUUUAUUCGGUGCCACCAGUGCCAGUUUCACCUAUUACUGCUCCACUGGCUUAUGAUCAGAGGGCUGAAAGUGAAACUGGCUUGGGAAUGUUUUCUUCUAGCAGCCUUUAUGAUUAUGGGUCCUUUUCGAUGGGAGAAAAUGGCUUUGGAUCUCUGUCUUCGUAUGCCACCAAGCUAUAUGGAGGUUUGCCUCCCGUGUCAGCACUGGAGAUGUUGGUUCCUGCUAAUGCUGUUGGCAAAGUACUGGGUAAAGGAGGGGCGAAUAUAGCCAAUAUUAGGAAGAUUUCAGGAGCAACAGUAGAGAUUUCUGAUUCCAAAUCUGCCAGGGGUGAUCGUAUUGCUCUUAUUUCUGGCACACCUGAACAAAAGCACGCAGCUGAAAACUUGAUCCAGGCAUUUAUAAUGGCUACCUGAGUUAUUGGAGUUAUUUAUGGGUUUUGAAGAUUUUCUAGCUAUCUCCUCUUUCUAGUUCCCUUGGCUUGCAAGCACUUUAGUUAAAAGUGGGGAAGUUGUCUCAUGAAAUUGAGACGUUGCAGAAAACUCCGGAUCAUUUGCUUCAUUUGCUUCCAUCUGUUACUAUUUUCCAUAUCUUGUAAUCCAGUCGAAUGUGAGGGCAUUUGCAACAAUUUAUGAUCAUACAUUUCUGUUUGAUUUCCAGGCUUCUGGUUGCACUUGUUAUCACGCCAUGUGCGCUUCAUUGUAUACCUCUACUCUGAAAAAAACAGUGGAAUUUAUUUUGUUCAACUAGUGUUCUUUCUGUUCACUUCUAGUUGUCUUGAGAUGAAUGCCACUCCCAAGGAAAUGCUUGCUGCUGCAUUUUAUUGUAGCAAGCCUUUUCCUCUUUGAUUGUUGUUUAAAAUUAUUUCAUUGGAUCUCCUAAAUUCUAUCAAGUUAAAUUCACAUUACAAUCUCUAUCUCUGCGGUCUUCAGCUUAUCUAUUAUCCUGUUUGCAAUGUAACAUUUAGUACAUUGGAUCACUUAAUUUCUAUCAAGUUGAACUUACGUUGUGAUCUCUAUCGGUGCUGUCUGCAGCUUAACUAUUGUCCUGUUUGCAUACAUUGUACGUUUGAUCUUGUAAAUUCUAUCAAGUUCAACUUGCAUUGUGAUCUCUGUCUCUGCUGUCUGCGGCUUAUCUAUUCUCCUGGUCGCAACUUAACACGCACUAUUUCAUUUGAACUUCUAUUAUAGUUGAUAGAAUUUAGGUAACCAUGAUAUUACACUGCUCCAAUUUCAGUGAUCUGUCUCAAGGUAACCAUGAUAUUACACUGCUCUAAUUUCAGUGAUUUGUCUCAAAUGAAAUUUAAAUUGUAGGCAAUGGCUGAUUUUCUAUCCACUAGAUAUCUGCUUUCAGAUAUUGCGUUUUGACUAAUGAGACUAAUCACAGGUGCAAUAAUAUCAAAUCAUCAUAUUUCAUCGGCAUUUGCCUCAUUUCUGUACUUCUGUCUGCUUUUGAAAAAAUCGUCCAGAUUACCUGUUGUCUGUUUAACAAAUACACAACUGCACCAAUGUGCUCAAAACUUUCUUUCCCUUGCAAUAUGUGACUGACCAUUGUCGAUCUUUUUAGCUAUAAUGUGCUAUCAGUUAGAUAAUUUUCAGUGAUAAUGUUGAACGAUUGCCUUUCCUAGCAAUGUUUUAUUCAUCAAAUCCCUUGGACGUCAUUCAGUCUCCCUGGAGUCUCGUCUCUACAUAAUUAUUCUUGAAAUAUAUUUUUUUUAAUCUUCAAAGGAUCUAUUAUACGUAGACAAACCCUCCCUACAGUAUAGUUUAAUGUUAAUUUUCCAUCUAUCGAAUUUGCCAAUUUUUUUAUUCUGCAUGUUUAUGUUUAUACUUUUGUAUUUGUUUUUCUUUUAUUUCUAUUAUUUUCCCAUCAUUCUUAUGAACGAAGAAGGAUGUCUAGUUGAGUUGGUCAUUGGGCUCCUAAGCCGUAUUGUAAUUAGUGAGUCCAAUAGAUUGAUGAUGUCAUCCACCCUAGAUGCUGGUUUGUCUCGGAGAUGAAUCUCUCCAUUGAUUCAUUGGGUGGUUGAAUUGUAUUGAAAUUUGACAUCUAAUAAUUACAAUUACUGUUUGUAUACGAAUUUGCUUUUUUGUUG
Molecule: messenger RNA, 3669 nt
Organism: Abrus precatorius (Indian licorice)
Lineage: Eukaryota; Viridiplantae; Streptophyta; Magnoliopsida; Fabales; Fabaceae
Product: KH domain-containing protein At4g18375-like
Exons: 9
Coding region: 140-1993 (617 amino acids)
Biological process (GO): regulation of gene expression
Cellular component (GO): nucleus; cytoplasm
Molecular function (GO): mRNA binding
Source: RefSeq, a predicted model, not a curated record